AUGGAAAGUAUAGAAGAAGCCUCUACAAACAUAGAUAUGGGAUAUACAGACAAGAAUUCUGAAUCUUCGCGCUUGGUUGAUUCGAGUCCUGUAACAAAACCAAGUUAUAUGAAUAUAGCAAGCAAUAUAUGUGCCGUGAUGGUCCUUGGCAUAAUGAUUUAUUGCAGUUUCGAAAAAGGAGUCUCGCUUUUUUCAUUUCAUCCUACUUUAAUGACGCUUGGGUGGAUUGUGUUCAUGACAUCUGCAAUAAAUGCUGUUACUCCAGGCGAUUUAGCGACCGAGUGGAUGCCUAUGAGAUUAAGGAGUGCGCGUCAUUGGGUUCUUCAAUUUUUAUCAGUGACUGUCAUAAAUUCCAGUUUAUAA
Molecule: messenger RNA, 363 nt
Organism: Arctia plantaginis
Lineage: Eukaryota; Metazoa; Arthropoda; Insecta; Lepidoptera; Erebidae
Source: the annotation of a GenBank genome assembly